Molecule: messenger RNA, 1676 nt
Organism: Camelina sativa (false flax)
Lineage: Eukaryota; Viridiplantae; Streptophyta; Magnoliopsida; Brassicales; Brassicaceae
Source: RefSeq, a predicted model, not a curated record
AAAAUGUCUAAUGAUCCACAAGUUCAAGCACUUAUGGGAGAGAUGCGACGGUUGAUGAGGGUUGAGAUGAGUGCAAUCUACAAGAGGUUGGAUGAAGUACAAGUGGAGGCAUAACAAAGACAACCACAAAUGUUGCAGCAUAGAAGAGAAAGAGAUCAACUUAGAGUAUUAAGGGUUGACGAUUAUUACACUACUCAAUCAUCAAGAACAAGCCAUAGGAGGCCACAACACAGAGAUGGCAUGGAUCAAACUUAUGAAAACAUUGGAGGUAAUAAGUUGGAGAUUCCUACCUUUCAAGGCAGGAAUGAUCCAGAUGCAUACCUAGAGUGGGAGAAAAAGAUUGAGUCGGUUUUUAGUUAUCAAAACUAUUGCGAAAUGAAGAAGGUACAAGUUGCAGUCACUGGAUUGUGUGAUUAUGCCAUUACUUGGUGGGAUCAGUUGGUGAUAAGCAGGAGGAGAAAUGGAGAACACCCUAUUGAGACUUGGGAAGAAUUGAAGUCUAUUUUGAGGAAACGAUAUGUUCCCAACCAUCACCAUCUUGGUUCAAAUCAUAUUCUAAGGAGGCCUUCUAGACCAACUGAUGGAGCGUCUACUGUCACACCAAGUUACCAACGAGAAAGGACAUCUCUUGUUUUUAAAGAAGAGAAAGCUGCUUUUGUUUCGUUACCAUCACCAAAGGAGCACAAGGAGUUGUUGGUUCAGAAAAAUCUGUUAGAAAUAGCAAAAUCACCGAGUGAGCAAACAGAAGCCGAGGAACCAAAGCACAAAGAGAUCAGCAAAGAUCAGAGUGAGGAAGCCGCGAAGAAAGGCAUUAUCAUCAACAACCUUGAUAGUAUGGAUGAUUCAUCUGAUGAACCAACAAGGAGAGAAAAGCCAACAUUACAUUUAUCGUCAAGCAAGAUAGAGCAAGUUGUUGAUUUUGUAGGAACCAAGAAAGAUCUCACUAUAAACUGUGCAAAUCUUCCUCAUGGUAAGCCACCAGAGUCACUUCAACACUCUCCAACCCAAAGUCUUACAGUUUCGAGGACGAAACUUUUUCAAGAGGAGGGGUAUGAUAUGAUCAUGAGACCAUCCAAGACGACCCUUGAGUCUUGCUCAACACGAACGAAGUCAAAGAUCAACUCUUCCUACCAUAAUGCUAUUUGGGAUGCAUUCUUACCUCAUCUAGAGCAUAUCUCGAAGUUGAAUCAGUCCAAUCAGAGUUUAGGUGAAGGAGUUAUUCAUUUUACAAAUCAGGUGAACUCAUGGCUACGCGACUUAGACCUACGAGCAUUCAAAGGAGGAUUCCGACCAAGCCAGAAGUACUCAAGCUAUGAACAAAACUGUUCUGAAAUCUUGAUCCAUCCUAGAACCACUGAGAAUUGGAAGCACGUUAAAAUCAGUUCAUACUUGAAAGAUAUGGAUAUUUCAAGUCAGUGGAUCUGUCCUAGUUCCAUUUUCGCGUCUGAGCCAAAGAUCGUGUUACACAGACCAACUUAGAAUCAAUUUGGACACGAAAUCAACUGGAGGAUCUCAAUGGAUCUCUUAUGUUUCCAACAAGCUCAAGAACACAAGAUUUGGCCAACAAACCACAGAGUUACGUCCCAUUUGCCAAAGGAGGUGGAUCUAUUUCUUAACUUGAUGAGUUUCAGGUCCAGUUGGUUUAAGAGCUUCCAGAAUUAUGUUUGGCAACCAGG